AUGAGCUACGGCAAUCCUGUGAAUAGGGUGACACGCUCAACACGUCACCUGUGGACUCGGACAAAAACACUACUGCGCAACAUCCGAGUCUUGCCGCCAAUCGCGCUUGGCCGCCGCUUCAAGCUCACUUCCCACUGGCAGUCCUCCCCCCUCCCCCCCUCCCCUGCCGACAGCUUCCCUACCCAAUGUCCUAUUGUCUUCGAAAAGCCACCCAGGCCACCCGUCGAUCCAGCCCACAACGCUAGCCGGCCAAUCAACCGUCUCCCGCCCGAGCUGUUGGCGCAGAUCUUUCUCCUGCACUCAGAGGAAUGUCCAUCAAACGACAUAUCAAGGGUCUCAUGCAGCCACGUCUGCUCUUCGUGGCGCCAGAUUGCGAUUGAGACGCCAACACUGUGGAGCAGAGUCAUCUUCACCUCUCAGUCAUGGAUGGAGCGCUGUCUUGAGCGCACCAAGUCUUCGCCACUGAGAGUGGAGGCAGAGCUUCUCAGCGAGAGGUCGGGCGCCGAGUUCGUUCUCUCGCGGGUUGCGGCGGUGCUGGCGAUGGCAGAGCGGAUAACGAAGAUCGAUCUGGCCUUUUACUGGAUGCGGACGCCACCGACGGAAAUUCUCCUUCACUUGUUAGUUGGGCCAUUUCCGGUGUUGAACAGCCUUUCAAUACGGGACUGCGACAAUCCCUGGCUGGCAGACUGGGCCGUGCUCAACGGAGGCUUUGUAUUCCCUUGUGGGAUUCAAGUUGAGGUAUACCCGCAACUUCGAGAACUCUCCAUCGGCAGAUACUCUCGAUUCUUCAAGUCAGCAAACCUCCCCGAGUUUUCCAAUUUGGUCUCUCUCCGAGUGGACGAGAUUUCGGUGUGGAGUAACACUUGGAAUAGUGUUGCCAACGCCCUAGACCCGAUGGUUGCACUGCAGGAGCUUUCUAUAGGGCAUCUUGCGCCAUAUGAUUCCACCCAGCACCCCCAAAAUGUCUGCUUGCCUAGUCUGUACCGCCUGAGUGUGGGUACCGGAGAACCAGCCAAUGCGACCAAGCUCCUACAUGCGCUGAAAAUCCCCCAGAUACGGGAAGUGGACAUCAAGCUUGAUACAGUGCCAGACACGAAGAUGCUGCUGUUGGCCAUCUUCAAGCUUGUCGGCCAGCCUCGUGCGAUGCGGAUCGAGCACAUCAACGGAAUCGACCCCAAUGUUCGUGGUGCAUUGCCAGCCCACUCACCAAUCCCUGGCCACUUCCAACAUGCCAUGCUUAGCUUGUCUUCCAGCGAUCUUGAAGGCGCAUGGGCGAGCCCCGAAUACCCUUAUGAUGUCUGCCUUUCCUGGGAAGAAUCGUCCCUUUCGGAGAGUGACAUGUGCAGCAUCGUUACUGCCGUACUCGAUACCGACACGGCCAUUAACAACAUUCAGUGGCUGGUGCUCGUCAAUUGGGGCUUGAGCCCAGAGCACUUCUGGUGCCGCUUUGCAAGCCACAUUCCGCACCUAAAGCGUCUCGCGAUCAUGGCAUUACCGCCUGCAGGCCUGCUAUGGGCGCUGCUGCAUGACAUGCAGGCAGACUGCACACUCCUAUCAGCGCUUCACACGAUCAGGCUGGACGAUGUCAACCUCGGCGCGGGUGGCUGGCUGGCAUCGCCAGGCGGCCCGGCGGGAACAAUUUCAUACUUCGAGCGCGACAAUGCGCGUUUCAUCGAGGUGCUCCUCUGCUAUGUGGGGACGCGCCGGCGGCAACAGCGCACACAACGGCACCAGCUACCCCCUGAGGAAAGGAGUGGGCUACCUCGGCUACGGCUGGAGGUUAUCAACUGCACCGGAUUCACUGUGCCUGAGGUGAAGCUUCUUCGCAUGCUUUCCGAACGGACAUUCUGGGAUGGUAAUGGCGCUAUCCGGGGGAGGUAUGGCAUGCACUGGGAUGAAGAGGGGGGUGCAACCAUAUACCACGAUUUGUUGAGUGGUGAGCAUGAGUAUGCUGGGAUUGCGGAUUGA
Molecule: messenger RNA, 1968 nt
Organism: Mycena indigotica
Lineage: Eukaryota; Fungi; Basidiomycota; Agaricomycetes; Agaricales; Mycenaceae
Product: F-box domain-containing protein
Exons: 2
Coding region: 1-1968 (655 amino acids)
Molecular function (GO): protein binding
Source: RefSeq, a predicted model, not a curated record